GCAACACCACUCCUUCUGUGCCCGAUAAUCAAGUGGAGCACCUCAAAUGCGUACGUAGCAUUAGACCCGAAGGAGGCCCGCUGAUUCCCGUGGCCGCGUGGCGUGCCGACACCCAUCAACCAAACGAUCGUACGUCCCCCUCUGGCCUACGUUUGUUGUCACCUUCCUCCUCUCUGUCCCUGCCACGUGGGUUCAAGGCUACUCCGACCGACAUUAUCAUGGCCAACAGGCAGCGAGGACGAGGCCGUCGUGCUGUUGGUGGCGGUGGUGGUGCUUCGACUUCUUCUGCGGGUGACCACAGUGAUGAUCCGACAAGCGCAACAAACAUCGGCGAGGUCUUGGCUUCGCACUGCGUGAAGGAGUGGGACGUGCCACUGAAGAACAUCACGUUGGCGGAGAACAGCAGGCAAACCAGCCCGACCGCGGUGCAGGAAGUCGUCGAGAGCAUCCAAUCUCAUGGAUGGGUGGAUAGCUUUCCGCGAGUGAUGUUCUCGGAUCUGACAGAAGGGCAAGAGAUGACCGUCGAGCUCGCGGCUACGCUACAUGCCGUUGUUAUCGAUGGAAAUCAUCGCUUGGCUGCCUGCAAGGAGGUGUACGGAGAAGAUCGGCUCAUAAGGUGCACGUGCUACCGGUUCAUCGCGGAUAGCUUCGCCAGGCAAAUCGCGUCUGACGUGUGCAACGUCACGACGGCCACCUUCCGAGCGCGGACGAUCUACGACCAGCUCUAUUUCUACAAUAGGAUGAUGACGUCGCUGAUGGCCCAGGAGAGCGAAUCAUCAUCAGCUCGCCGGCGGUCUUCUAAUAGUCGUUCGAAAUCGUCUGUCACCGCGGCUAAGCUAGCGGCAUGCUGGAAGGGGGCUGGUAGCCAGGCACCGGCAGCCAACACCCUUCGCCAGUGGAUUUCUAUCGUCAACGACACGGGCCAGGAAGCACUGGUGGCGCUUCGUGCCCUGACGGAUCAACGCGUUCCAGGUUACCAAAGCAUCACCAAGGCCUUCCUGGCCGACCCUCGCGUGCGGGAGUUGAAAGAAGAGCAGCCGCAAACCCAGGCCCUCCUUGUCGACAUUUACGCGAGGAUACCGAAGACGUCCAAGAAAGGAGAGCGAGAGGGGUUGGACGAGAUAGGCUGGGCGUUGGCUCGGGCGAAGAUGACGGCGUCUUGGGUCGAGGGUAUUGAGCACGUAGUGCCCAGGGACCAAUGGUCAGACAAGCUGAAGGGUACCGUCCGCGACUUCGCGUUCGUGAAGACCGGCCACUACGCUAACUACGUCAAGCCACACCAACUUGAGAGGGAGGCGGAGGUACGCGAGCUCCGCGAGUCGCUUCCUCCGCACGUCAAGGACCUCGACGAAGAUGUAGUGCUGGCCAUUCGCUCGAAGCUACAUCCCAGCAUCAGGAAGGUCAUGCGCGAAGACCUCAACUUUCGCCCGAUGCUCGUCGAGCACGAGGGACUGUACGAAAGCGCUUUGAACAAGGUCAGAAGCUUGAAGCUGCAAGUCACUCAGCCAGUGCAACCACGUCCACGACAACCCGUCGGCAACAACAACAGCGAGGGUCUUGGCUGCACCGUCUGCAAAGCACCAACCUCUUCGAGGGCUGAGUGCAUCCGCAUCAACGACGUGAUGCCGCUCAGUCGUGAUUUCCGCGUGGAAGGAUCCGACGCUGCUAUCGAGGUCGAUGGUGACAAGGCCAUGCUCUUGUUCGUCGCUCCCGGUGUGAACGACGAUCUACUCAGGGAAACUGCUCCCUGGAAAGACCGCCUGAACAAGAUCAUCUACCGCGUGUGCGACUUCUUGCACGAGCAAGGCACAAUGAUCGUCCACGUUCCUCACUCCUAUCUACACCAUGGUCGGCGCAUCUCGGGUCAGUGUUGUCUGUUGCUUUUUUCAGCUGCUUUUUUUCUCUUCUACGAGCUUUCACGUCAGCAUGGUCGUCGUCGUCUCGGUUUCGAGUUUUUUUUAGCGGGGAAUGACGUGGAGUUUGGAGCGGCUUUCUGGGCGCGAAGAUGAAGACGCUCCCGAUGCCCUUUGUCCCCUUCGUCACGCACGGACUAACAAGCGCCGUCCUUAUUCGAUUGUGUCUUGUUGCUUCUUCUUUUCUUCUCUUUUCACCGUGUAGACGCCCUCAAGCAGCCCG
This is a messenger RNA of Ectocarpus sp. CCAP 1310/34, 2136 nucleotides long. Lineage: Eukaryota; Phaeophyceae; Ectocarpales; Ectocarpaceae. The record is from the annotation of a GenBank genome assembly.